Molecule: messenger RNA, 1554 nt
Organism: Glossina fuscipes
Lineage: Eukaryota; Metazoa; Arthropoda; Insecta; Diptera; Glossinidae
Product: eukaryotic translation initiation factor 5B
Exons: 9
Coding region: 188-1495 (435 amino acids)
Source: RefSeq, a predicted model, not a curated record
UUUUGUUUUUUUUUUUGUUGUAUGUCAUAAUUUAAAUAUAGGAAAAAUUCGGAAUACUUGGAAUUGGUGUCUGCCAAAAUAUUGUUUGAAUAAUUUUUUGUUUCUUUUUUUUUUACUGUAAAUUCUGCAUCUUUACUAAAGAUUUCAUUCCUAAUCAGCGUAACUGUUCGGCAAUAUUUUAUGUAAAAUGGCACGUUUAGUGUUUGCGGAAAAGGGUGUUGUAAGGCCUCGGCGUAGUAGGAUGAUAAAGAACAUUGGUUGGCGUAGUGUGCGUUUAUUAUUAGAACCCUCGACACGUAAAUGGUGGGAGGAUCCUGAUGUCGUAGUUGCUUUCAAUUUGCCUCGUAUUAGCGCUGCUUUGGAACGUUUGAUGGGCACAAACGUUGUACGGCUCACUGAUCGCAAUUAUAUGAAAGAAUUACGCGAACGUAUCGAAGAUGAUUAUCGUCAACAAUUAAAUAAACGUAUAUGUGCAAGAGAACUUAAAGAGCUUGAACGUGAACGUAUUUUAAUUAUUGAAGGUCAAACAGAUACCAUUCCGAUUGAACUGUCCGAAGACCCUAUAUUUGUAGUCAAUAAGAAAGCGAGUGUUGAAAUCAAAAAAGCCAGAGCUAAGUUAAAGACUAAUCGAGAGAAGAAUUCGGAACGCUUGAAAUUACAAGGUGUUAAGUGGGAGCGCGAACGUUUGCAGCAUGAAGAGGAGGAGAGAGCGCACAUAGAUAUAAUGCGUGAACGCUAUAAGGAGCAAGAGGCUUUAGAAGAGAAAUUCAAACAGGAAGACGCCGUGGCGGGUAUGAAUUUGUUAAGAAUCGACAACGAAGACUGGCGUCCAUGCGAGGCGAAUCUUAAAAAUUUCUUAGAACAAGAAAGAGCUAAAAUGAAAGAGCGUUCAUUACGUGUACCGACACCAUUUACAUCGGAUCCCAAAGAUAUGCAAACUAUUUUAAGAGAAAAGAAGAAAGCUAAAACCAAGGCUAUCCCGGGCCUGAAGCAAAUAAUGGCGCCUGAAGUUGUCGGAAAGCUGGAGCCUUCAGAUGCAGAGGCUAAGAAGCAGCCAAGCAAACACGAUAAAGACGAUAUCAGCGUGGAACAUAUACCCGGUUUCGGCUUGGAUUUGACUGAGGAUGACUUGGAUCAUGAAAACAAUCGAAAAAAUCUUGCUUCAGAUGAUGCUUCUGAUAUGUCCUCCGGAGAAUCAUUUGAAGAAGGCAGUACGAUCAGUAUGGCUAAACAACGUUAUGCUCUCAUGCUGCAAGAGGAAUUAGAAAAUGAUGUUGCUAGUGGUUUGCUAAUCUCUAAAGAACAAUACGAUCAUUUACGUUACGAAGAUGAGAAAAUUUUACAGCUAAGGAACGCUAGAGAUAUACGCGAACUGUAUCAAUUGGCUGAGGAGAUAAUAAUGGGUGAACGAGUGGAAGAAAUAGUCGAAGAAGAGGAAACCGAAGGAGAAGGAGAAGGCCAUGAAGAUUACGAACACGAUCUUGAAGAGCCUUAAACAUUGCUUCACUUACGUAACAAAAAUAUUUUACAACAAAAUUUCCAUUUUUAUUCCCA